AUGUGGAAGAGAAUUGACCAUCAGCCCAAGAUCAAAGCAGGGGAUGGACCUCAGGCAGGCCAGUUCAGGGCGUUGGGUUCAUCUCAGGAACCUGCCAGGCCACACACUCUAGGACUGUCAGAAUCCCAGAGCUUUCUGGUGUUUGAGGACAUUAGCCAUCACAUCAAAGAAGUGGGACCCCAACUGGUAAAGAAAGUCAACGCCAUCUUUCAGCUGGACAUCACCAAAGAUGGGAAGAUCAUCCUGCAGUGGACCAUUGAUCUGAAGAACGGUUCUGGGGACAUGUACCAAGGAACCGCCAGGUUCCCAGCGGAUACUACUUUUACAAUCCCAGAGUCUAUCUUUAUGGAGUUAGUUUUGGGCAAAAUGAAUCCACAGAAGGCUUUCCUGGCUGGCAAGUUCAAAGUGAGUGGAAAAGUUCUGCUUGGCCAGAAGUUGGAGAGGGUUUUCAAAGACUGGGCUAAAUUUUAA
This is a messenger RNA of Dipodomys ordii (Ord's kangaroo rat), 471 nucleotides long. RefSeq names its product SCP2 sterol-binding domain containing 1 (gene Scp2d1). The coding region runs from base 1 to 471 and encodes 156 amino acids. Lineage: Eukaryota; Metazoa; Chordata; Mammalia; Rodentia; Heteromyidae. The record is from RefSeq and is a predicted model, not a curated record. Gene Ontology annotation, cellular component: cytosol. The transcript has a single exon.